GUUUGCACAGUCGGUUUGGGUUCGUUGAUAAUCCCGUCAGGGAAUGCUACAAAAUUUACUGUGCCACUAUGUUUCCCAAGAUAUUUUUUGUCACAUGCUUGGUUACAUGCUUCAAGGGAACGACGCAAACUGUUAUAAACCCGUCAAAUCUCUACACAUAUGGGCAAAACGUUUGUUACAAGUAUAAAGUGCAGACUGAGGCUUACUACACUGUUACAUCAAGGAAAACAUACACACACACAACAACCAGUUGUGGAUGGUUUGGUUGGUUCAGAUGUGACUCAACAAGACCCAAAAUAGUGUACUACGGUGUCCAAAGAACCAGAAAUGUCAACGUGAAAAUAAUUUACUGCUGCGGUGGAUGGAGGAAAAGUCAUUCAAGCUCAAGAGAAUGCACGAAAGCGAUCUGCUCUCAAGGUUGUAAUUCCAAUCACGGGUCUUGCGUCGCACCCAACCAGUGCCGAUGUUCUUCGGGAUGGACUGGGUCUACCUGUAGCGUAGAUAAAGAUGAAUGUAAUACAAAUAAUGGCGGAUGUGACCAAAAUUGUGUUAAUAUUCCUGGCUCAUAUCGGUGCAGCUGCAACAUUGGAUACACCCAGCAUAGCCACAGCUGUCAAGACAUUGACGAAUGUCAGACGUUAUUACCGACACCUUGCAGUUGUGGUGUUCCUGGAGAGCCCUGUGGUGCAAACUGCGUCAACCUGGUUCCUAGCUACAAGUGUACCUGUGCACCAGGAUUUCAGCUCCGAAGUGGUGGAACCAUCUGCGAUGAUGUCAACGAAUGUUUAAAGGCCAAUGGAGGAUGCCCACAAACAUGCCAUAAUCAACCUGGAAAUUUCUCAUGCGGAUGCUAUAACGGCUUCAACCUCAUCAGCGGGAACAAUGGUACUUACUGCGAAGAUAUUGACGAAUGCCUCUCAAGUAAUGGUUUCUGCACCCACCAGUGCGUGAACACUGAGGGAUCUUAUCGCUGUGAAUGCCCCGUUGGGUUUGUCUUGGAUUCAAAUGGAAGAUCUUGCUCGGAUCACGAUGAAUGUUUGGCAGGCCAACAUAGCUGCCAGCAAAAGUGUAUUAAUUACCAUGGAAGCUUCUACUGCUCUUGCAACUCAGGAUACGAACUCAACGGAGACAACACGACUUGUUCAGAUGUGAACGAAUGCACCCCUAUUCGUGUAGAGAACCUUAACAAAACGGUCAUCCCAGCAGGAUGCGAUCAAAUCUGUCAUAAUACACCAGGAAAUUAUACUUGCAGCUGUGACCUGGGAUAUCAGCUUCUAUACGAUGGAAAGCGGUGCAAAGAUGUAAAUGAAUGUAAUACAGGAGUCCACUCUUGUGAACAUAAGUGCCACAACACACCUGGCUCUUAUGGCUGUUCAUGUUUCUAUGGUUACAAACAAAGGGCCGACAUGCGAACCUGUGAAGGACUUCCUUGUGAGAAUAUAAAAGCCCCACCUCAUGGUCACAUGACCUGCAGCGGAUUUGUCACAAAUGAGACAUGUUUGUUUACGUGCGAGGAUGGAUAUGAAAUGCAAGGUUCGGAGAAAAGAACUUGCCUCAAUUCUUCAAAGUGGGACGGACAGCAAACAUCCUGCAAAGUGAAAAGUUGUGGUCGACUACAUCCACCAGAGAAAGGCAAAGUUCUUCUCCCUUGUCACGUGACGUUUGGAUCCACCUGCACACUUGACUGUAUAGAAGGAUACGUUUCCUUUGACAGCAACAUUGCAACUUGCCGGCUUACAAAUUCCAGUGACGUGGCAUGGGACAUAGGAAACUUUACGUGCAAAGAGAUAAAUCUUUGCAAGCCCAAUCCCUGUCAGCAUGGUGGAAGAUGCAUUCUUAUCGAUUCACAAAAAUAUUCAUGUGAUUGUCAGGAUACUAGGUAUGAAGGGAAUCUCUGUGACCGAGGUGUUGUUACACUUCCUGAUUUCCCAAAACUAAUUCCUGGAAGAUCUUCGGAAGAUCUUUCAUUACUUGCGAAACCUGACAAUGUAUUGACUGUUUUCUUCGAUGCAACCCUGAAAAUGACCUUCCAUCCGAAGAGAAUGAUGAUUCACUAUCCAUCAGAUCAAGCCCAGUUUGAGGUGAUUGGACACGAGUCUGGAGUUGGUAUAGUGUCAUAUGACUUCACUGGGAUGGACAAGCAUAGUUUUGCGUCUCCCAAGGAUAGCUCAGUCUUUGUUGGUUUGAACAUAUCAAAUGUAAACAGUAUCUUCACCAAACUGGGCCUUUUGAAUGGCGAAGUACCAAUCGGAUUCCAAACGAAGAAACUAGAGAACUUCCCAUGUGGGCUAAAAAUAGCCUACCACUCCUCCUCUACCCCGCCAAAUGAUGUUCUCAUCGAGUCAGGGCCUGUUCACAUUAUUACAGCCGACAACAAAACAAUUCCUCUGAGUCUUGUGGGAUACAAUUUCGAUUCCCCUAAUCAAUCGGGUCAAGAAUCAGACUUGCUGAAAACACUUAUCACUCAGACAAGCAUCACCAACGCGGGCCCGAUAGGCCAAACAUCAAGCAAAAUGUGCUCCUUUAAGCCAACAGCAGAAGCUUUGAUUGAAUUAAUACAGGAAGACGCCUUUCCAAAGUCUUUCAUGCGAUACUUGACUGACCUGCUACCAUUAUGGAUACGAAUUACGGUUAAAGACGACAACACUUUAUUUUCCGCAGAAAACAUUCGAGCCGACCUCGUUCAAAUCGCAAGCACGCAGAAUACUUACCUGGAUUGCAAGUUUCCUCCCCUUAAUGUCCCCACUGCAAUGGUCAUAUAUCGUCCGAAAGUCACUUUUACCAUCUCCACUGGAGGAAGGAAGAUUUCUUUGCCCAGCAAAGGUUGUUGUUUUGCAACCGACCCUUGCGUUAGUGCAGUGUUCCUGGCGUUAUCCGAAAAAGCUGGCAAAGAAAUUGGCAAGAUGUGCGUUUUGAAGGAGUUGACUGAUAAUGGCUGGGAUAUCCUGUUAACAUCUUUUGGUUUCACCGCUCCCAAAAAAUACCAAAGCUUAACGAACUUUUUGCAUACCGAUCCAAUGGCUGAAUACUUUUCAGAUUUUCACUAUAAUAUGUGGUGGGAAGGAAGUACAAACAUUUCCCUGAAAAAUACAAGUAAUUUUACAAUCAACAUGAAAAUGACUGGCCUAGUUUUCUCAUUCGUAGCAGAUUUCAGCAGGUUACUCACCAGAUACUUUUCUCAGCAAAUCAAGAGUAUUUUCCAUGGAUCAGUCGAGCUUACUUUAUACAUACAAGCGCUUGGCGAGAAGUUUUCACUAACGUUUUACGCCAACAGUGUGGUGGCAAAGUCACAGCUCGGAGGACCACCCCUUCUCUCAUCGGAAUGCCACGCUCAGCAAGGAUUCACCUUUACCCUAGAUCGAGAAAGCGAACCUUUUAAGAACAGCAAAUUUUUAACCAUUGUUAGACCCAAUGGAGGCAUAAAAUAUUUGCAAAUCUACUACUCUAUUAACGGUGGAGAAGAUAUCGCAGCAUAGGAUCCUAACAACAGCUUGAGAUCUUUGGAAUAUCAGACGCAAGACAUAAAGAGGGUCUUUUUAGAUGUUCAGAUAUUUGUUCCUGAAUUGCAAGAAACAACUCAAAGGUGGACUCCAUAUUUGGAAGAGACACUCGUUAAUGUCAUCAAAGCUCGAAAUUUGCUCUCCUCAUCCUCAGAUCUCUUGAAAAUAAAACAACUGGUUGCAGAGAUUGACGACGAUCUUGACAAGAUACCGAGAGUCCUUGAUCUCCUCAUAGCCAGGUCACAGCCGUACAGGAAUCGUUCAAACAUUGAAAAUGCCAUCAGUCGCCUUCUCAUACUCAAAUCAGACCUUCCAAUGACCAUCUCUCUGGUAUUCACUCAGUCGUUCAUUCGGCAAUCUUUUGCUGGUGUUCGUUUUGCCCUUGUGGCACAGAUUUGUCACAAAAGACUCUGUUUCACCAACAUCAACUGUAAUGUUUGGUUCCUGACCGAGAACAACUGUUUAACCAAUAGUUGUGGUAUAGAGAGUGGUGUAAUCGUCGAAGGAACUGCCUUGAGAGACACACCUCUUGGUACUACAAUAUCAUUCCCUGCCCGAGGACCACUGAGAAUGCUAAUAAGCCGUAAAAAUGAGCCACACCAGACUACAUUUGAGUGUUUCGUUCGAUUAUUAGGAAUGACCAAAAACACAAGCAUACGAAUGGUUGGAAAUGAGCUCUUUUUUUCCAUCUCGGGACCCAUUUUUGGAAGAUUCGAGUCGCUUUUAAAUGUUACAACUGAGUUUGAAAAUGUUGUGGAGUGGAAAUCCUUACUGUUUGAAGUGAGGGGCACCAUGAACAAGUCAUCAGGUUUUCAUAUGAUGCUGGAGAGUAAGAUUACCAACGAGAAUACUCUUGCAGCCAAAGAGGCAACUAGCAGAUUGAGGAAGGCGAAGGCGGCCUUCAGUGCUGCCAAAAUUAAAGCAGAUGCAGUCAGGAAAAUUCUAAAAGAAAAACAGACGAUCGCCGAGCAGCUGAGAGGUGAAAAGGAAAGAGCUGCAAAGGAUCUUCGUGUGGCACGUUUGCAAUAUCAGUUGGCAAAGCUGCGUUUCAAUAACACGGUCUACCUUCAUCGACAUGUUCUAAAUCCUGUGUGUGAAAUAAGAGAGUGCAACUACACUUGUUUGAACGGCUGUGUUCACCCCACCUUCUGCCAGGACCCGAUAAACAUAACUUAUCUUGAGCGAUACUGUUACACUGUUGACAAACCAAUGACAGUCAAAGUUGUGGAAAGCAGCACUAAAAAAAAACGUAGUUUCGUUUUGCAGACGUAUCAUACCGUGUAUACUGGAAACUGUAAUUAUACUAUGAAGGGAUUUCCGGCUGGAACGCUUGCUGGAGGCUUUAUUGGCAGUGUGUUUGGACCCAAAGGAAUAGAACUCGGAGCGGUUAUUGGGGCAUUGAUUGAUGCGAUUGGUGAAGAUGUUGUUGGAAAGUUGAGCAAGGAAAUAUUUGGCUGUUCUAACACUUACGAGACAGUUCGUGGUGAACCGCGGCUUGUGGAGUACGAACAGAAGAGUUUCAAGUUGAAAGCUGUAGUCAAGAUGAUCAAGGAAGUUAAGUGCUCAGGCCAACAAGAGAAAACGAAACCUGGUGGAUUCGGUCCUCCUUACCCCUGCUGCAAGCGAUAUGGAUGCCAAACCAAAGUCAUCGAUCCUCUUUGUGUCAAACACAACGAGGAUUGCUUUAUGUCAAUGACUGAGCUCAAAUUUACGUUUGAUGCCUUGAAUGAAACUUUCCAAUAUGCCUUCCUGAAUCUUAGGGAAUCCGUUGACAAGGUUAAAGAGGCUACAGCUGUUUACGAGAGCGCCAGAAUUCGUCAUGAGGCAGCACUUAACGUGCUGCAAAAAGUAAAAUCUUACACAGAGCAGAGCCUAUCAGCGGUAAAAAUUGUCAAUGCUUCCAGGCUUCAUGUUCGCCGAAUCGUUGACUUUGGAUUGAAAAUAUCCCAAGCUUUGAACGCCACCAAUUCGAAAGGUAAUAAAACUGUAGAUGUUGGAGACCUUACAUAUUCCAUAACCACGGCUUCAGAAGAUACAAAAAAGAUUCUUUUUCGAUGCAACGUAAGCUCUACCAAUAGUCAAUCAACGUUGGUCUCUUUUGUAGUUGACUUCGAUCAAGUCGAACGCUCAAUCAGUUCUGCUUCCAAGACGAUCCUUAGCAAGCUGUUUGGUGGAACAUCCUCCAGAAAAAAGCGAAGUGCUCCAGAGGAACAGAGUCACUUUCAAAAUUACACAUAUAUAAAGACCUUACAUAUCAGCUUCACUGAUUACCCUUAUGCAUGCCAGUUUGCCAAUUCAACGUAUUUGUUCCUGAACUCCAUUCUUCACUCACUGGAUAAUCUUAUUUCAGCUGCUAAAGGACUGGAUGAAGAGCUAUCUUCUGGGUUCCAAGUCCUUGACAGAAUGACAAACACCAUUCGUGGUAGCAGCUCAUCCAACAAUUUGUCGUGUAAUUUCAACAUUUCCAACAGUUCCUCGAGUAGUUCGUGUCAGACUACCUCGUUCGUGUCAGACUACCUGGAGAUGAUAGAACUCCUUAAAAAUGAGAGUUCCCAAGUUAGAAAUGACUCUUCACAAUCUUGGAAUGAAACUUUUGAGGCCUGGAGGGUAUUCCUCGAGGUAUUCACCCAUAAUAGCGAAUUCCAAGAGUGUUCAGGUGCCAUUGACUGUCUCGAAUACCUUUUUGAAGGGUUAAGGGAAUUUUACGAAUUUGAAAACAGUCCACAGGCCCUAAGAAUAAAAGACGCACUUCCUGAGCUAAAAGACAUUUUAAUGGCAUUAACGUCUGAAGCCUUGACAAUGCCAGAAACUGAAAACACGUUCCAAAAGGCUGUUUUUUAGCUGAAUGAAAUCCGUGACGAUUCCGUCUUGUGUGGUGGAACGCCAUACAUAAACUCUUCACCUCAAAAGGAAAUCAUUGUCCUGGCCGGAGAAAGUUUAUUGUUGCGUUGCACUGCUAAAAGUGAAGCUGAGAUAAAGUAUGCUUGGAUGAGGAAUGAUAAGCUCGUUAACGAAUCACUGGAUGGAAUUUUCUAUGUAAGCGCUAUCAGCAAACAACACGAAGGUGCUUAUCUCUGUGUCGCUUCAAACAAUAAAGGCAGUUCAUUUUCUAACGUCACGAUCGUCCAAGUUCAUAACAAACCCAGCAUCACUUUACAUCCGCAACCACAAAGGGUAAUUGUUGACAGUGAAAUGCCUGCGACAUUCAUUUGUAAUGCGACGGGUGAGCCAGCACCUACUUUUCAAUGGUUUUUUAUAACCAUCAAUUUGACUGUUGCAAAAGUAAACGAGACGAGGCCUGUGUUACACAUGCCUCGACUUCGCCAACAUCAAGAUGGUUAUUACUACUGUGAGGCAUCCAACGAGCAUGGUGUGGCAAUCAGUCAGAAGGCCCGGCUUGACGUACUAGGCUACUCUGUGGGUCUUCCCAGGCUGCUUUUGGCCAUGAAUAUUUCCUCUCCGUGCUGGCAGGCAUCAAAAGCCUCCAACAGUUCUGUGCACGAAGCCCCGUCAUGCAAUUCCAGCUUCAUGAAAGCUCUGUCGUCAUCAGAAAACGAGACCUUGACCGAUAACAUUCUUCUUUCCUUAGCAAGAUCACUUAAUUUGUCCAUUGAGUUUAUCUCCGAGCUUGAGUACGGCUCAAGAAACGAUCACAUCGCCACCAUAGCAUUUAUAUUAGAUAUCGAUAAAGAGGCUUGGAAACAAUUCAAUUUUACACGGCCCAUGCAUAUAGUUGAAGCCGUCGCUGAUGUUGGUGCUAAUCUGAUUAAGAAAGCGGAACUGCUCAAUUCUAGCAUACUGAACAAGACUUUUGAGGUGCCUUGGAACAACACCGUUGUUUAUGGAGAUCCUGGAAGCCUUCUUGUUUACCCUCUCUCUCCGAAAUGUCCCGAUGGACAGGCCCUCCACGAAAAUGGUUACAUUUGUGCAAACUGUCCGGCUGGCUCAUCAUAUGUAGAGGAGAAUGAAACAUGCGCAGAAUGUCCGUUUGGAACUUACCAGCCUGUGCAAGGACAAACAAGAUGUAUUUCCUGUGGCAAAAACCUCACCACAGCCUUCAAUGGAACAGUGGAACAAUCAGAUUGUAUUGCUGAUUGUCCAGCUGGUUCCUACAGCGCAAAGAACAGAACAUGCUUUUUGUGUCCGCUUGGCAUGUACCAACCAUCCCCAGGGAAGUUAGUUUGUCUUUCUUGCAGCAAAAACCAAACAACAAUUAACACUGGUACUGUGGGAGAAAUGCACUGUAUUGAGAAAAAAAACAGUUCCAUUCAAAAACCAGUUACUGAAGACAAGACAACCAUUUCUACACCAUUGGCGACAUCGCGAAAUGUUGAAUUGAAGACAAGCACCAAUGAACAGCCUAGAACGAAUACUCAAGAAGAGGCUAAAAACCAGGAAAAUGCUGAAGAGUUACCAUGGAAACUUCCCGUCAUCAUUAGUGCAGCAUUACUUGCAGUGUUAGCGCUAGGUGCCAUACUCUUCACCCGUAUGAGACGGAGACCUAAAAUAGAACCAAGGACGGUGCAGUUUGUCAAUCCAAUCUACGCAUUCCCCGAUCAAUAGCCACCAAAACGAGCAAAAGGCAAUGAACAUUCAUUAGUGGACGAGCCAGGGCAGGCCACAUUCAGCCGUACGCGUGAAGAUGGUUCUGGAAAAUAUAACGACUACACUGGGGACUUCAAAACCAAGGAUGCUAUAAAGAACUUUGCCACUGAAACGAUAUAUGAAAAUUUCGAAUGGUCCUCAGAAGAGAAAACCACAUUAAGUUUUACAAACCCAUGCUUCCAGUGAGGCAGCCAUGGCUCAUUGUGUUUGAUCAAGAGAUCAAAUGAUCUCUUGCUUUGGUUAUUUCUCCCUUUUUAUUUUGAGUAGAUUUUCUUUGUUCGCUUAAGUCAGAACACUUUUUCACGUUUGCUUUGACUAGGAGACAGGAAAGCCGGUAAAGUUUAGAGGAAGGAGUGCAAGUGGGUGGAAUUCUCGACAGGUGUAAGAAAAAGAUGCCCACGAGUGCAAAAAAAGAGAGAAUUCAUAUGAGAGUUUCCUUCCCUCGGCUCUAAGUUUAAGAAUUUCAAAGUAAGCCCCUACCCUUUCUAAUACCUGUUUUGAUGCUUCGUUCGAGCGAGUGUUAAGGUUCAGCAAUUGUUAAUGCUGUCGCAUUAGACUAGUACAGCGGCAUUUAGUUUAAAUUUUGUUUACAGUCUUCGCUCGGACAAGUGACACAUGUUUUCACUGUUCGAGACAAGGUUGUACCUCGGCCAACCUAAACGAAUUUUUAUGUACUCGUCCUAUAUAAACGGAAAGACUAAACGGAAACGGAGGGCGAUGUAACAAGGAACCUAAGGAGUGAUUAAAGGUACAAACAAUUCUACUGA
Messenger RNA from Stylophora pistillata, 8872 nucleotides. RefSeq lists its product as uncharacterized. Gene Ontology annotation, molecular function: calcium ion binding; protein binding. Lineage: Eukaryota; Metazoa; Cnidaria; Anthozoa; Scleractinia; Pocilloporidae. The record is from RefSeq and is a predicted model, not a curated record.